This is a messenger RNA of Rosa rugosa (rugosa rose), 2789 nucleotides long. Its product is annotated as G-type lectin S-receptor-like serine/threonine-protein kinase At1g11410. The record is from RefSeq and is a predicted model, not a curated record. Gene Ontology annotation, molecular function: protein serine/threonine kinase activity; ATP binding. Lineage: Eukaryota; Viridiplantae; Streptophyta; Magnoliopsida; Rosales; Rosaceae. Bases 177 to 2639 code for a protein of 820 amino acids. The transcript is spliced from 7 exons. Gene Ontology annotation, biological process: recognition of pollen; protein phosphorylation.
AGAUGAAGAGGAAGUAAGAAGGAGAUGCAAUUGUCUCAGCUGCACAAGAACAGAAAGUCAAAUAAGGAGAGCCAACCACUCAAGAACAGAACAGUAUUCCAAAUAAGAAGAUCUUGUAUCUACGUUUGUUCUUUUAUUGGGCAAUCUCAUUCCUCAUAACCAAGAAUUUUACUACCAUGUGGUUUGACAAAAUAUUGCUUAUCUCGUUUGUUCUUCUUCCCUCUUGCGUUUGCCUUGAUACCUUUACUCUAAAUCAAGCCAUCAAAGACGGUGAUGUGUUAGUCUCCGGCAGGGAAAUCUUUGCACUUGGAUUUUUCAGUGCAGGCAAUUCUAGCAACCGUUACGUUGGAGUAUGGUAUAACCAAAUUUCUAACCAAACUGUUGUGUGGGUUGCAAACAGAGACAACCCUGUCCCUGAUACCUCUGGAGUGCUAUCCAUAAAUGGAGAUGGAGGCCUAGUCAUCUAUGGAAAUAACCGAAGUUUCCCUCUUUGGUCUGCUAAUGUCACUCUCUCUUCUCCAAACAAUUCAAUUGCCAAGCUUCUGGAUACAGGAAAUCUUGUCUUGCUCGAGAAUGAGGAUAGUCAAAAGGUUAUAUGGCAAGGGUUUGAUUAUCCCACUGAUACAAUGCUUCCACUUAUGAAACUUGGUUUGGAUAGGCAGUCUGGGCUGAACAGGUUCUUAACAUCUUGGAAAUCGAAAGAUGACCCAGGAACUGGGAGCUGUUCAUAUCGGCUUAACCCUAGUGGAUUUCCACAGAUGAUUUUGUACAAGGAUGGAGCUCCAUGGUGGCGGGAUGAAGUAGCAUCUUGGGUUGAGACAUGUUGUACUGUAGCAAUUUUAGUGAACAAUGCAGAUGAGGUAUCCCUUAUGUACUCAGCUAAGAACAUUCAGUCAAAUUUCACAAAGACGGUGUUAGAUGAAUCAGGAACAUUAAGACAGUUUACGUGGAAUGAUCAAGCACAAAAAUGGAUAGAAUUAUGGUCUACUCCGAUAGAGCAUUGCGAUUUUUAUGGACAAUGUGGUCCAAAUGGUAACUGCGAUCCCUAUGCUACAGAUACUAUAGAUUGCAUCUGCCUUCCGGGGUUUGAACCCAAGUCUCCAACUGAUUGGUACUCGAGAGAUGGGACGGAUGGGUGUGUAAAGAAAAAAGGAGUAUCUACAUGCCGAAAUGGGGAAAAAUUUGUGAAUCUGGAAAGUAUGAAAAUACCAGACUUGUCUAGGGCACUUGUUAAUAUGAAUAUGAGUAUGAAAGCGUGCAAGCAAGAAUGCUUGAAAAAUUGUUCUUGCGUUGCAUACAGUAGCAGCGACAAAACUGGAUGUGUGACAUGGUAUGGGGAAUUGAUGGACACGAGGGUGCAGCCCAGUAAUGGUCAAAAUUUAUAUGUACGAGUUGAUGCAAUCGUCUUUGCUCAAUAUGCAAAGAAGUCAAAUGAUUCUCUUAGCAAGAAGGAAAAGCUGGCAAUUUCACUAGUAUCUGUUUUAGCGCUAUUUCUACUAGUUUUCCUUGUCUAUUGGUUACUGAGGAUGAAGAGAAAAGGUAAAAGAAGACGAGAUGAAUAUUCAUUUAGCUUCUUCAACGAAUCUACUGGUGGAAUGGAACCUGCUGAAAGUAGCAUAAGCUCAGAUUUGCCAUUCUUUGACCUAACAACCAUAGCAGCAGCCACAGACAACUUCUCUCUUGCAAACAAGCUUGGAACAGGCGGUUUUGGCUCCGUCUAUAAGGGUGUACUUUUUAAUGGAAAGGAAAUAGCAGUGAAAAGAUUAUCGAAGACCUCGGGUCAAGGAAUUGAAGAGUUUAAAAAUGAGGUUUUGUUGAUUGCGAAACUCCAACAUCGCAACCUUGUGAGGAUAUUAGGUUGUUGCGUUCAAGAUGAAGAGAAGAUGCUAAUCUAUGAGUACUUACCAAACAAAGGCCUCGACUUUUUUAUUUUUAACGAAACCAACAGAGCACUUUUAGAUUGGACAAGACGCUUUGAGAUUAUCCAUGGAAUCACUAGAGGAAUUAUAUAUCUUCACCAAGAUUCAAGAUUAAGAAUUAUCCACCGAGAUCUAAAGGCCAGCAAUGUUCUACUAGAUGCUUCUAUGAACCCCAAAAUUGCAGAUUUUGGUAUGGCUAGAAUUUUUAAGGGAGAUCAAAAUGAAGCAAAUACAAAGCGUGUGGUUGGAACAUAUGGUUAUAUGUCACCAGAGUAUGCAAUGCAAGGAAGGUUUUCGGUGAAGUCAGAUGUAUAUAGCUAUGGCGUUUUACUAAUAGAAAUCAUUACCGGAAGAAAGAAUAAUGGCUUUUACCAUGAGGAACAUCCUUACUCAAAUUUAGUUGGGCAUGUUUGGAACUUGUGGAGUGAAGGUAAAGUCUUGCAAAUAGUUGAUUCGUCCAUUGGUGAAUCAUACCUCGUCAAUGAAGUUCUGAAAUGUAUUCAGAUUGCCUUCUUGUGCCUGCAAGAGUAUCCAGCUGACCGGCCAACCAUGUCUGAAGUUCUUUUCAUGCUAGGUAACGAUGCGGACGCUCUUCCUUCACCACGAAAACUUGCAUUCUUAUUGGAGAAAAGCAGCAGUUCUAUGGGUGGCAAGUUGUCAACCCAUGAAGGAUAUCAUUCUCUAAAUAAUUUCACAUGUAGUGUGGUAGAAGCUAGGUAGGAGCGUACGAUCUUUUGUGAAUUUUGGCCAGGCACGGAACCAAGAAUUAAAUUUGAGGUGUGCUAAAUUUACUUUAUGCUGGGAAGAAAAAUUAUUGUCAAAAAUUUGGCAGAGUUUACUUUGUUUUGAUGGAAUAUCUCAAUUGCAUAA